UCCGGAACUGGGAGAAAAUUGACUGAGAUCCGAAGGAGAGGCAGAGAGAGAAGGAUUCCAGCUGCUGUUUUUUCCGCUUUUUUCCAGGAACAGAAGGAGGCCGAGGGGUGUCUUCUGGACAGGAUGUCCGAGGGACCGCUCACUUUACCGAUCCUGAUUCGGACCAUCCGGAGUGCCCGGACACAGGCGGAAGAACGGGAAUUGGUGCAACGAGAAAGCGCCAAAAUUAGGAGCGCUUUUCGGGGCGAUGAAUCCGGGAACCGGGUUUCCAAUUUGGCGAAGUUGCUGUACAUCUAUAUGUUGGGCUAUCCUGCCCACUUUGGACAGAUGGAGUGCCUGAAACUCAUCGCCUCUGCCCGACUCCAUGAGAAGCGGAUUGGCUACCUCGGGGCUGCCCUCCUAUUGGACGAGAAGCAGGACACUCACCUUCUCCUGACCAAUAGCAUCAAGAAUGACCUGCUGCAUAGCAACUCCUGGGUGCAAGGAUUGGCACUGAGUACCCUGGGCUCGCUCGGCUCGGCGGCCAUGUUGCAGGAUUUGGCUCAGGAAGUGCAGCAGCUGGCAAAAACCGGGCAGCCCGCCGUACGAAGGAAGGCUGUGGUCUGCGCGGUACAUAUCAUCCGGAAAGUACCCACCUUAGUAGAUAUGUUCACACCACUGGGAGAACAGCUGUUGAAGGAACAAAUUCAGAGCAUCCUGUACAGCACUAUUAUGUUAAUUGCGGAGAUGUGUGAAAAAAGCUUGCAGGCCCUCCAACAUUUCUCCAAGUUUGUUCCUCAGCUGGCCGGAAUAUUGCGCAAUCUGGUGGUAGCUGGAUAUUGUCCGAAUAACACAAUUGGGGGCAUCAGUGAACCUUUCCUCCAGGUGCAGCUCCUCCGGCUCCUCCGGAUUUUAGGACGAGACAACACGGAGGCCAGCGACGCCAUGAACGACUCCUUGGCGCAGGUGGCCACCAACACCGAAACCACACGAAACGUGGGCAACGCCAUCUUGUACGAAACGGUGCUGACCAUCAUGGGGAUACAGUCUACCAGUGGAUUGCGGGUUUUGGCGAUAAAUAUCCUCGGGCGGUUUCUCCUUAACAAGGAUAGGAAUAUCAGAUACGUCGCCCUCACGUCGCUCCAGAAAUUGUUGCAAACGGAAAACAACCCUGUCCAGAGGCACCGAUCCACCAUCCUCGGUUGUCUGACGGAUCCCGACUCGACGGUGAAGAGGAGAGCCCUCCAGCUGAGUUUAUCCCUGAUCAACCACACUAACAUUCGCACAACCACGAAGGAAUUGCUGGCCUUCAUGGAAAGCAGCACACCGGAUCUGAAGUCGGAGUGCGCUUCCGGAUUGUUCCUGGCUGCCGAGAAUUUCGCGCCCAACAAACGGUGGCACAUCGAUACCAUUCUCCAGAUUCUGAUUAUGGCGGGCUCCUACAUCCGGGAUGACGCCGUCCCCAACCUCAUCCACCUGAUUGGAGGUGCAAAGGAGCUUCAUAGUUAUGCUGUGCAUCAGCUGUACGGUGCAGUGAGCCAAGAUAUCUCUCAGCAACCCUUGGUCCAAGUGGCCACCUGGUGCCUUGGCGAAUACGGACACUUCCUUCUCGACGGGAAUUGCGAUGAGGUGGAGCCGCAGCAGGUGGACGCCGAGGACAUGCUGAGCUUGCUGGAACGUGUCCUCCAGUCACAUCUGUCCCUGCCCUCCACCCGGGCCUACGCCCUCACCGCCCUCAUGAAGCUCGGGACGCGCCUCCAGGACGCCGACAUUAACCGGAUUCGGAGUUUGGUUUCGAUUUAUUGUAGCUGCCAUGAUGUGGAACUACAACAGAGAGCCGUGGAAUACAACACCCUUUUCCGAAAAUACGAUCACCUCAGAGCCUCCAUACUGGAAAAGAUGCCGGUGGUGGAGAAAUUUGGGGAUGGCAAGGAAAACCAGGAAACAGACCAGAAUGGAAAUGAGAUUGUUACCCCAAUCGUCCUGCAGGGGGAGCCAUCCACCGAUCCAAAACCCCCAGAACCUAACCAGGUCUUCGAUCUCUUGGACCUCCUUGGAGACCCUGUAGAUACAUCUCCUGCUCCGUCAAAUCCAGCCCAUGCGGGGACAGGAUCUCUUCUCGGCUUGCUUCAAGAUCUAAAGCCUUCAGAGGCCGUUCCCUCCCGCAUGGAGGUUUACAAACAGAACGGGUUGCUGGUGGAGUUUUCGAUGAGCCGGACUCCGGGGGAACCCGCGUUGCUGCUGAUCACGACCACGGUGACCAACACCAAUUCUGGAGACGUGGAGAACUUCUCCAUGCAGGUGGCUGUGCCCAAGUCCUUCCAGGUGGACCUUUCGGCCCCCAGCAGCUCUACAGUCCCAAGCCAGGGAGGGCCCCCCAUCACUCAGAUCAUCCGAGUGUUGAACCCCAAACAGAUCCCUCUCCGGAUGAGGCUACGCUUUUCCUACACGCUGCCUUCCGGGGCUGUUGUACAACACGUCGAAGAACUCAACUCGUUCCCGGAGACUGCGUGGAAGUGAAUAGUAGGUUACUCAAGGAGUAAAGAACUCCUGGAGUAACAGCCGCCGGUGUUUGUGUUUCCCCUUUAAACAUGCGCUUGAAUAAACGUGUACUGUUAUCCCA
Molecule: messenger RNA, 2602 nt
Organism: Pantherophis guttatus
Lineage: Eukaryota; Metazoa; Chordata; Lepidosauria; Squamata; Colubridae
Gene: AP1G2
Product: adaptor related protein complex 1 subunit gamma 2
Biological process (GO): vesicle-mediated transport; intracellular protein transport
Cellular component (GO): membrane coat; Golgi apparatus; AP-1 adaptor complex
Source: RefSeq, a predicted model, not a curated record